AUGGAUUCAACAUCAAACCCCUUGCCUUCCGUAACCGGUACUUCGGAACGGGAAAUCAACAUCCUGCUUAUCAAUCCCAACUCAACUAAAAGCAUGACCGAGGCUUGCCUGCGCAGCGUGGCACCUACUUUACCACUGCAUGUUACCGUCCAUGGGUUCACGCCCUCACCGCCCGCCCCGAGCGCCGUGGAAGGGCGUGUUGAUGGAAUACUAUCCUCGGCGGAAUGUCUACGGGCUAUUCUCCCAAUCGCAUCUCGCUAUGAUGCAUUUCUGGUGGCAUGCUUCAGUGCACACCCGCUGAUAAUGGCACUGCGUGAAGAAGUGACUCAGCCGGUGAUUGGAAUCAUGGAGGCGGCGCUGUACGCAUCGCGAAUGUGCGGAGCCAAACUCGGCGUGAUCACAACCAGCCAACGGUCGAAAUCCAUGCAUCAAAAGUCCAUCAAUGACUAUGGCUUUGCCGAGUACUCCGCGGGAUGUGAAGCAGCAAAUGUUGCUGUGUUGGAACUUGAGUCAAAGCCGAAGGAAGAGGUUUACUCGGGGUUGGUUGCUGCAGCGCACAAGCUUGUCAACGAAAAGGAAGCCGACUGUAUCUGUCUUGGCUGUGCUGGAAUGACGGAGAUGCGUAUGGUCUGUGAGGAGGCUGUUGGCAUGGAUGAGAGACAGGUGAUGGUGGUUGACGGGGUAGGCAUGGGUGUACAUUUUUUGACUUCUCUGGUACGCGAGAACCUGGGGACUGCUAAGAGGGGCGAAUACCGCAGUGCUGCACAGGCGCGAGCACGGAGGAAUCAGGAUUGGCUAUAG
Talaromyces atroroseus is the source of this 801-nucleotide messenger RNA. RefSeq lists its product as hypothetical. The transcript has a single exon. The record is from RefSeq and is a predicted model, not a curated record. Lineage: Eukaryota; Fungi; Ascomycota; Eurotiomycetes; Eurotiales; Trichocomaceae. The coding region runs from base 1 to 801 and encodes 266 amino acids.